Botrytis deweyae is the source of this 921-nucleotide messenger RNA. RefSeq lists its product as uncharacterized. Lineage: Eukaryota; Fungi; Ascomycota; Leotiomycetes; Helotiales; Sclerotiniaceae. Bases 1 to 921 code for a protein of 306 amino acids. The transcript has a single exon. Gene Ontology annotation, cellular component: cytoplasm. The record is from RefSeq and is a predicted model, not a curated record.
AUGUACUCAACCCCAAGCCCUACCCCCAAACCAACCCAUCUCAUCCUGCUCACCUGCCACGCCAUCUAUGUUUCCGGACCCCCAGAGCUCGAAUCGUCAUGGCUGCUCGCUCCUUUUCAAAAAGAGGGGAGGGAAUGGAUGACGUUUAUUAAGCAUGUGAUGCGUGCGGCAGAAUUAUGGAAGGAGGAUGAGAACAGUUUGUUGGUUAUUAGUGGGGGGUGUACGAGGGGAGAGGUGCAGAGGAGUGAGGCGAGGGGGUAUUUUGAGGUGGGGGUGGAGAGGGGGGUGUGGGGAGUGGGGGAUUUGGUUCGUAAAGUGGGGAUGGGCAGAGGAGAGGGGAGGAUUGUGUUGGAGGAGGAAGCGUUGGAUAGUUAUGAGAAUUUGGUGAGGGGAUUGGUGGCUUUUUGGAGGGGGACGGGGGGGUGGCCGGGGAGAAUUGAGAUUGUGAGUUUGGGGUUUAAGAGGGGGAGGUUUGAGGAGUUGCAUUGUGGGGUUUUGGGGUUGGGUUUUAGGUUUAGAGGGGGGAGGAGACAGGAAGAGGUUGGGGAUGAGGAUGGGGAGGGAAAGGGGAGAAGAGGGGGUGGGAAAGGGGUGGAAGUUAUUUUUGAAGGAAUCAAUCCUGAAUUUAUGAACGAAGAGAGUGAGGAGUUUGAUCGGGAGAAAUACGAGGAUACGGUGAGGGGGGAGAGGGAGAGGGGAUAUGGGGAGUGGAAACGAGAUUUGUGGGGGACGGGGAGGGUGUUGAGGGGGAAGAGGGGAGGAAGAGAUAAGUGGGGUAUUGAAGGGCAGGAGAGAAAAUUGUUUAAGAGUGAGGAGGAGAGAAUGAGGAGUGGAGUGAGUACGAGGUGGUUGGACGAGGGUGAGGGGAUGAGGAGAGAAGAGGUGAUUGACGAGGGAGGAGUUUUGCCUUGGAAUUGUUAG